CUGCCUCAGGAAGCUUGGCUUCCCCUCCCAUGGGGAAGUGCUGGAAUCCACUCUUGCCUGACCCUCCCAUAAAAAACAAGGGAAAUUCCUUUACGUGAGCUGCCUUGCUCAGAACAAAGCUUGGCGUGUUUCUUAUUCCUCAUCAAUCUGACAAAAUGGGUAUUUAUUUGUGCCUCUCAAGCGUGUGGCUUGGACAUGGUGUUCCGCAUCGUGGAAGUGGCCGUGCACCAAGUGAAAUAUCUGUUACUAUAGUAACAGUUCCUUUUUAUUGAUACCAGAAUAAACAGGAAUGCAAAGCUGUCUCACUUGUUGGCACAUUUCAGCAGCCUCCCGUUCCCAGGGGUUUAAGAACCGCCCUCUAGAGGCAGCCCUCCUUGCUAGUCUGGGACUUCCCAGUGGAGUGAGGAACCCAGCAACAGCUCCUGACUUCCCUUCCCAAGGACUCAACCUGAGAAGGACACAGCAGUCUCUGAAUUUCAUACUCUCCUCUUUGAUGUGAAGAAAAUGAAAAGCUGAACAGUUCCACAAUGAAUUUGGAACUGUGAAUAGAGUUAGGUAAUAAAGGCCGCCAUGUACUCGGAGAUCCAGAGGGAGCGGGCGGACAUCGGGGGCCUGAUGGCCCGGCCAGAAUACAGAGAGUGGAAUCCGGAGCUCAUCAAGCCCAAGAAGCUGCUGAACCCUGUGAAGGCCUCUCGGAGUCACCAGGAGCUCCACCGGGAGCUGCUCAUGAACCACAGAAGGGGCCUUGGUGUGGACAGCAAGCCAGAGCUGCAGCGCGUCCUGGAGCACCGUCGGCGGAACCAGCUCAUCAAGAAGAAGAAGGAGGAGCUGGAAGCCAAGCGGCUGCAGUGCCCUUUUGAGCAGGAGCUGCUGAGACGGCAGCAGAGGCUGAACCAGCUGGAGAAACCACCGGAGAAGGAAGAGGAUCACGCCCCGGAGUUUAUUAAAGUCAAGGAAAACCUGCGGAGAAUUGCCACACUGACCAGCGAAGAGAGAGCGCUGUAGGGCCGGCUGCCAGGCUCAGGCCACCACCCACCCUGGCCUGGACACCCUCCUCCAGCCCUUCUGCACCUGGCAGCCCUGGGCCCCAGGCCUUGGGACGUCUGUGAUGUUCCCACCUGCUUCUGUAGAAAUGUGUCACCCCAGAGGGCCUGGCUCUCCCUGGGAGGCUGGGGCCCCUAAGCUCCUAGGCUUUUCCUUCCAAGCACCCAGACCUUCUGCUCCAAGAGGGAAAACUUGCAUCCCUCCCUGCAGGGAGUUCGGAGCCCAGCACAGGGGGUUUCUCUGGCAGAAUUGAGGAGGAAGAGGCAGCCCUCUGGCUUGACAAGCCUUCUGUUCUGCCCGGGCCUUCCCACCAGGAAUCUCCAAGGCUCCCCAGGGCCCCGCUUCUCCACGCACCCCGCUCCUAGGUCUCAGAGAACUCCCCCACCUGUGAUUUUACCUGCAGCCAGCAGAGCUUAGCUUCAAAGACACCCGCCUCCAAAGCACUGAGGGGAGGACGGGCAGGGCAGACCGCAGGUGGCCUUGUUGCUGCCAUCCUGACCAGGUGGGAGGACACUAACAAAGACAGCUGUUUAGGGUCUUCUCCCCUCACCCAUGCUUUCAUCAUCCCCUCCGCACAGCGCCCACCGCCACCCCACCCCUGCCCCGUCCAAGCCUUCUAACCACACCUGCACCCAGAAGUCUGCAGCAGUGCCUCACAAACUUGAUUGUGCAUACAAAUCACUGGGGAUCUUGUUAAAUACAGCUUCUAACUCAGUAGAUCUGGGGUGGGGGCUGAGAUCCUGCAUUUCUAACAAGCUCCCAGGUGAGGCGGAGGCUGCUGGUGUGAGGACCAUGCUGUGAGCAGCAGGGCGUGAGUGCCCAGGGCUGGUAUGUAUUAGAAAUAUCACGCCUGAAGCCAUCGCUGGCCCCCACCUCCCGUGGACUGAUGCCCCAGGGAUUCCUACCCGACCUCUGCAACCCCAGGUUUUCUUCAUUAUCCACCCCACCCCAGACUUCCACCCCCAGGAAUUCUCUAUGAAGACUUUGGCCUAGCAAAUUGUGUUGGUUAUGUGAGUGUUGUUUUAAUCAGAGAUGUAUGUGAUUGCCAAUCUGCAUUUCUUACCAGUGUGACCACACUGUUAUGAUGCAAUUCUAGCCAAAAAAAAAAAAAGAAUUUUUUGUUUUACUUUUUCCUACAGUCUUAAGGAAAGCAAAUAUACAAUGAUUUCCAAUAGGCUUCUGGAAUAGAAACAGUGGUUUGAAGACCCCACUGCCGCCUUUAUGGACUGGCCCCUUUGAGUCUAUAUCCCAGGCCUCUGUCACCUGAGACCCAACCCCUAACUGGGCCAACUCCAGUGAAUAUACCCAUUUUUCUUCUUCAGAAGGCGUUUCGUAUGUGAGACCCACUUAUUUUAACCUUUUGCUCCUAUCCCAUUUUUAAAGAAUUAGAGAAUAAACCAGGCCUGUUCUUUUCCCCUGAAAUCCCUGCCUCUGGCUUCCUAAACCCAUCAUCUAAGGUGACAGAGCAGUGCUGGAAUAGUAUCUCCUUUCGCUUCCCCCAAAACAGCCACAAAGAGCUGCCACUGGCAUGCUUUCUGAUUCCUGGAAGCAAACGUGGGACUGCCGGAGGAAAGUGAUUGUCCUGGUCUUACUCAAAACUGGGUGGUUUGAGGGUGACUGAGGUCGUGCUUUUCCUGUGUGUGCUGCCAGCACAGGGCUGUAAAUGCAGAUACUCUGCCUGUGUGCAUAUAAAGUCGAGCUCAAAGAGGCUCCUGAAUGUGACUGGCGUGCUGAGAAUGUGGUUAUGCUGUUUAAUGUAUGCCAGGUGAGGGUUAUGCUGAAGAUGCACAAUCCCUAAAAUAAAGAUCACCACAUCCCCAAAGAAGCAGCCCUCGGGUCCAUGUGUUGUUCAGACAUGUGAAGAGAAGCAAGACAGAAGGUCUCAGAUAGAUGAGGGGUCCCCAAGGGAAUGCCUGGGGCUUUACCCGGUGGUCCCCAGAGGUGCUCCAUGGAGGCAACAAGUCUUUCCGUGAAGCCCCAGAAGCAGAAGGGACCUCAAGCGCCACGCCCUCCAGGGCAGCCGUGCAGAAGACCUUGGUUCACUCUUCACGGGUCGUCCCAACUCCUUAUCUCCAGCCACUCCAACUGUGGAGGCUGUAAACCCAGAUUCUCACUGUUCCAGUCUCCUUUGCAGCGCAGGAUGGCUAUGUGAUUCGGUGUGGCCAAUGAAAUUGAAGAGGAAGUCUACAGGGGCUUCCGGGAAAGCUUACGCUUUUCUGAUAAAAGACACAGACAUAGCUAACAUCUCCCUGGCCGCCUUCUUUCUGCUUUGAUUGAGGGUGUGAUGCCUGGAGCCACAGCAGCCACCUUGCUACCAUGAGAAAAAGGCCAAGAGACUCACAGAGUCAUUGACCCUAUCAUUAUUUCACCAAGCCAAUGCCAGCCACCAUCCUUCUCCAUAAUUCAUGUAAAUAAAAUAAAUCCCUCUUUGUUUAAA
Piliocolobus tephrosceles (Ugandan red Colobus) is the source of this 3481-nucleotide messenger RNA. It is a transcript of the gene FAM107A, whose product is annotated as family with sequence similarity 107 member A. Gene Ontology annotation, biological process: actin filament bundle assembly; actin filament polymerization; regulation of actin cytoskeleton organization. The coding region runs from base 571 to 1005 and encodes 144 amino acids. The transcript has 5 exons. The record is from RefSeq and is a predicted model, not a curated record. NCBI's taxonomy places the organism in Eukaryota, Metazoa, Chordata, Mammalia, Primates, Cercopithecidae. Gene Ontology annotation, cellular component: stress fiber; neuron projection; synapse.